Camelina sativa (false flax) is the source of this 1796-nucleotide messenger RNA. The record is from RefSeq and is a predicted model, not a curated record. NCBI's taxonomy places the organism in Eukaryota, Viridiplantae, Streptophyta, Magnoliopsida, Brassicales, Brassicaceae.
CACAGAGGUUGUAUUUGUUGUUUUCGGUUUGUGAUAUAACUUCUUCUAUUCGAAUAAUAAAAAACAAAAAAUAUGAAUAAUUUGCCUCUUUUUUUGUGGACUGAUCUAUGUAUUUAAAAUUUACAGUUUAAUAAGAUAAAUCAUGAUCGGUUUAUCUACUUAUCGGAUUGCCUUGUAAUCAGAAUGGGUUAGGUUAAGGCCCAGCAAAAGCCUGCCUACACGGAAAUUGUUUAACACGAGAGAGGAGAUACCACGUCAUUAAAACAUACAAAAUGGGAUCAAAACGCGGCGCGAUAAAUAAGCACGGUCGUUGCCUUGGUGAAGAGGUUUUUGUUUGUUGCGCGAUUAAAAAAAAAAGCCUUGGAGAAGAGGUUUUUGUUUGCUCUCUGUAAAUAUCUAUUUGCUCUCUCUUCCCAGCAUGUCAUCAUAUCAAUGUACCAUCAUCAAUCCACUGCCUUGUCUUCUUCCUCCGUCUGAGUGGAUCUUUGAGUUUCUUCUUCUCCUUUUCGGUGUUCGAUCGCUAGAAUCAUGCCUACGUUAUAUGCUGCCACUCUGGAUAGAUCACUAUCUCGUGAAUUAAUAAGUCCAAGCACAUUGCAUUCGAAGCCACCUAUUUCAAACGAUGAAAGCAAUCAACCUAAAGAAUUAAAUACACUGUUCACUCGUCCUCAGAUGUCACCUUCUCUCUAUGCCACUCCUAAAGAAAUCCCUCGCCCCAAUUCGCCAUCUUCCUACCUUCCAUCUCCCUAUAUCAUCAAUCACAAAGCACGAGGGCCUCCUCUUGUUUUCAAAAGUGACUCUCAUCUGGAUGACGACCCUUCUGAAAAGAUUUGUGAGGCUACUUCUUCUUUGAGUAAGGCUACUUCUUCUUUGAGUAAGUCCACAUCCCUAUCGUUUCCUGUCAGUGAUGCCACAGCAGUGGGUCACACACAAGGCAUCCCUGAACGUCCUGUUUGGGAUUGCAGCCCCCCUCAUGGGAACUAUUGGAAGCCGGGAAGAGAUAUCUGCAGCAACGGUGAGACUGGAAGCAAUAACGCUACCAAUCCCUUAGAAUGGAAAAGUUAUUUGUUGGAGCCUGUAAGAAUUAAAGCAGACAAGGAGCUUGACUCUGAACAUUUCUAUAACCCUCGUGAAUCAGUAAACUUCACAAGUAACACAGAGGUCCAAGGUGUUGGAGGAGCUGCAAGCUCACAUAAUACAACUGUUGGAGAGUUUUAUGAUGCUUGUGAUGAUGAACUAUCAACCGACAGUGGAAUACAGAGUUCAGUUAACAACAGUGAAACUGAGCUGAGGGAGAUGAGGUUGAGCAUGCUAAUGGAAAUCGAGAGGAGGAGGCAAGCAGAGGAGACGCUAGAGCAAAUGCAAGUUCAUUGGCGGAGGCUUCGUGAGCAGUUGGCCCAUGUGGGUCAGUUCCUUCCUCUUGAUCCUACCAGCAGCCCAUACAGCAUGAACCUAGCAGAUGAGCUACAUCGUCAACUUGAGGUCACCAGGUUUGUCUCUGACUCAGUAAGCAGUGACUUGGCCAAGGCAGAGGUGGAGAUGGAGAUGCAAGCUGAGCUCGAAGCUAAGAACUUUGAAAUCACCCGGUUGACUGACCGUCUUCACUAUUACGAGACCGUGAACCAGGAAAUGUCCCAGCGCAACCAAGAGGUCAUAGAGGAAGCAAGGCGAGAAGGGGAAAAGAGAAAGAGGAGGCAGAGGUGGAUUUGGGGAUCAAUUGCUGCAACCAUCACAAUCGGGAGUGGAGUCUUGGCUUGGUCGUACCUUCCUCCCGGAAUGUUAUCUUCGGAUGAAGC